Alnus glutinosa is the source of this 3020-nucleotide messenger RNA. Its product is annotated as receptor-like protein 7. Gene Ontology annotation, molecular function: protein binding. The coding region runs from base 1 to 2895 and encodes 964 amino acids. The transcript has a single exon. NCBI's taxonomy places the organism in Eukaryota, Viridiplantae, Streptophyta, Magnoliopsida, Fagales, Betulaceae. The record is from RefSeq and is a predicted model, not a curated record.
AUGCAACCAUUGUGCCAUCAUGAUGACAGCUUUGCCUUGUUGCAAUUCAAGCAAAGCUUUAUCAUCAACAAUUCUGCAUCUUUCUUUGCUUCAACUUGUCAAAAGGUUGCGUCUUGGACAUUAGAAGGAAACAAAGGUGAUUGUUGCUCGUGGGAUGGGGUAGAGUGCGAUGAGGGCACAGGUCAUGUAAUUGGCCUCGACCUCAGUAACAGCUGUCUAUUUGGUUCUAUUCACUCCACCAGUAGCCUUUUCCGCCUUGUUCACCUCCAAAGGCUUAACCUUGCCUACAAUCACUUUAACUACUCACACAUCCCAUUCCAAGUACGUGAUCUUUCAAGACUAACACAUCUCGAUCUCUCUUACUCUAUGAUUUCUGGUCAAAUCCCUUUGGAAAUUUCUCAAUUGUCGCACUUGUCAUCCCUUGAUUUGUCUUAUAACUAUGAUUUGGAACUCAAAAGGCCCAACCUAAGAAGCCUACUUCGAAAUUUGACCUGCCUACAAAUGCUUGAUUUGAGUGGGGUGAAUAUUAGCUCUACGGUGCCUAAUAUUUUGACAAAUUUGUCAUCCUUAAAGUCCCUCUCUCUUGGUGAUUGUGGUUUGCACGGGGAAUUUCCAGUAGGCAUCUUCAAGCUAUCAAAUUUACGAUUUCUUUCUGUAGGUGGCAAUUAUGGCCUCACCAGCUAUUUGUCUGGCUUUACAUGGAGUAGUCGGCUUGAGACAUUGGAUCUCUCAGAAACGAGUUUCUCAGGUAAGCUACCCGCUUCCAUGGGAAACCUUAGCUUCCUGAUUGAGUUGAAAAUGAGAGGUUGCAAUAUCUUGGGGUCCAUUCCAUCUUCACUUGGUAACCUCACUAAACUCACUUAUCUUGACCUUUCACUAAACUCUUUUGUGGGUAAAAUCCCGCCUUCACUUGGAAACCUUCUUCAACUCGGUUUUUUAGAAAUUUCCAACAAUCAAUUGACUGGUCCUAUCCCUUUUGAGCUUCUAAACAUGCCACAACUGUUGGGCAUUUAUUUGUCUGAUAAUCUUUUGAGUGGUGAAAUGCAUUUCGAGCUUAUAAACGAGACACAGUUGAUCGCCCUUGACCUGAGCAACAAUCGGUUAACUGGUCCAAUUACUUUUGUGACUACAAACCUCACACAAUUACUUUUCUUGGACCUUGCAGCCAACAAGCUUCAUGGUCAAAUUUCAAACUCAAUCUUCAACCUCAAGAAUCUUGAAGCUCUUGAUCUUUCUGAGAACUACCUUAACGGCAUUGUGCAGUUUGAUGAGUUUGUUAAGCUCAAUUAUUUUACUUCAUUGGAUAUUUCUGGUAAUGAAUUGUUGUUACUUACUAAAGAAACUGAUGCCAAUGCAACUCGUCAAAAUUUUGUUGCUUUAGGAUUUUCUUCGUGCAACUUGAGCGUGUUUCCGAAUUUCCUAAGAAACCAACAUGAAUUGGAGUAUUUAAACAUGUCCAACAACAUGAUUCAUGGACAAGUCCCGGAAUGGAUGUGGAACACAAGUACUAAAAGUCUACAAUAUCUUGAUCUUUCUAACAACUUUCUCAUAGGCUUUGGUCAACAUUCAUUUUUUCUUCCAUGGACUUCUCUAUAUUUUCUUGAUCUCAGUUCCAAUUUGCUCCAAGGAUCGCUUCCUAUUCCACCAGUUUCCACCAAGUUUUUUCAGAUUUCAAACAACUCAUUGAUUGGAAAUAUACCAGAAUUGUUUUGCAAUCUAACUUCUCUUGAAGUUCUUGAUUUGGCUAAUAACAACUUAGUUGGCUCACUUCCUCGAUGCCUGGACAGCUUUUGUGCUUAUUUAUCGAUACUUGACCUGCGAUUGAACAAAUUUCAAGGAAGCAUUCCAGAAAGUUGGAUAAAAGGAGGCAACUUGGUGAUGAUAAAUUUCAGUCAAAACAAAUUCCAAGGGCAUUUACCGAGAUCGCUGGCCAAGUGCACAAUGCUAAAGGUCCUUGAUCUUCGUGAUAACCAAUUCAUUGAUAUAUUUCCAUUUUGGUUGGGACAUCUUCCAAAUUUAGAGGUCCUCAUUUUACGGUCAAACAAAUUCAACGGUCCAGUUGGGACCCCUCAAACUUAUUUGAAGUUCCCCAGCAUGCGAAUCCUUGACAUCUCCUACAAUGAUUUUACAGGAAAGCUGCCAUUAAGACUUUUUGAAAAUUGGAAGGCCAGAAAUUUUGAGAAUGUGCAUCCCUUCACAUAUAUUCAUGAAAAUUCUUACUUCGUAAUACAAAAAGGUUUUGUUCGACGUGUGGAUUUUCCUCACCCUUAUACUUACUCUAUGAUGAUGACAAACAAAGGCAGGAAUGUUUUCUACGAGAAGGUUCAAGAAUUAUUCACGGCCAUUGAUUUCUCUAGCAACAAAUUUGUCGGUGAGAUCCCAGAAUCUAUUGAAAAUUUAAAUGGAGCUCAGUUGCUCAAUCUUUCUAAUAAUAAUCUCACCGGUCACAUCCCGUUGUCCUUAGGAAAACUUACAGAGUUGGAAGCAUUGGACCUUUCUCAAAACAAAUUGUUAGGGGAGAUUCCACAGCAGCUAACAGAACUUACUUUCUUAGGAUUCUUCAAUGUUUCUCAUAAUAAUCUCACAGGACCUAUACCACAAGGGAAACAAUUUGAUACAUUUGAAAACACUUCAUUUGAGGGGAAUCCAGGAUUGUGUGGGAGACCAUUGACAAGGAAAUGUGGGAAUUAUAAUGAGCCGUCCUCUCAACCUUCAAUCUUUGAAGAAAGUCAAGACUCUGGAUCGUUAUUUGAAUUUGGUUGGAAAAUAGUUGUAAUUGGAUAUGGAUGUGGAUUUGUUGUUGGAGUACUAAUCGGGCCCAUUGUGAUCGUAAGGAAGCACGAUUGGUUAAUGAAGACCUUCCGAAUAAGGCCACCGAGUAGGAGGAGACGUUGAAAUGAAAUAAAACAGUCUGGACAAGAUACCUUCCCAAAGCAAUGUAUGUAUUGUUAUAGUCGUUUUUCUACUUUUAAUCUUAGUUUUGUAUGUGUGAUGUGUUCCCUCCCUUUUUCUUUAUUGUU